Molecule: messenger RNA, 13435 nt
Organism: Motacilla alba alba
Lineage: Eukaryota; Metazoa; Chordata; Aves; Passeriformes; Motacillidae
Gene: PRUNE2
Product: prune homolog 2 with BCH domain
Exons: 10
Coding region: 57-8732 (2891 amino acids)
Biological process (GO): apoptotic process
Cellular component (GO): cytoplasm
Molecular function (GO): pyrophosphatase activity
Source: RefSeq, a predicted model, not a curated record
GGGACCCCGAAACGGUCCCUGCCUCUGAUGACCCCAGUGCCUCGAGCCUUCCACUGAUGAGUCCUACUAAACGUGAAGUGAGAACUGAGACACCGCCGCCCAAGCAAACCGCAGCAGCCACUGGCUGGUGCCUGUUGCUCGGAGCCCCUGCGUCGGGCGGGUCUCGGCGCGCCCCGUCCUUGGGUCAGGAAUUCUUGUCAGAGACCAAGCCGCCACUUCCCAGGGCCUGGCGCCCGGCGCGGCGCAGGAGCCCAGCCCGGUCCCGGCGCGCUGUGGGCGCUCCGCGGGGCUCCGCGCCGGCCCUUGCGGCACGGGCUGACGUCAGCGUCCGCGGCGGCCAGGGCGGGGCGGGGCGGGCGCUCCGCAGCGCAGCGGGGCGCGGGGCAGCCGGGGCGCCGAGCGGGGCAGCGCCCGGCGGGCAGCGCUCAGCCCGGCCGAGCUCCUGCCUUGCCCUGCGCCCGGCCGGAGCCAUGGAGGAGUUCCUGCAGCGCGCCCAGUCCCGGCUGAACAGGAGCAAACGCCUGGAAAAAGUCCAUGUUGUUCUUGGGAAUAAACCCUGUGAUUUGGAUUCACUUAUUUCUACCCUGGCCUAUGCCUACUUUCUAGACAAGGUCAGUCCUCCUGAUGUUCUCUGCUUACCUGUGUUGAACAUACCAAGAAAAGACUUCAGCUACUUCACUGAGACAAGAUUUAUUUUGGAUGAGCUGAAAAUCCCAGAGUCAUUCCAUAUCUUCCGAGAUGAAAUCAAUUUGCAUCAGCUGAAUGCUGAAGGGAAAUUGUCUUUAACUCUUAUGAACAGCAACAUGCUGACAAGUGAGGAUAAAAGUUUGGAAUCAGCUGUUGUCAAAGUCAUCAAUCCAGAUGAGCAAUGUGACAGGAGCCUGGAGUUACAAGCGUGUUCUUCCUCUUUAGUCGUAAAAGAGAUUCUUCAGAAGGCACCAGAGUUAAUCACUCAGCAACUGGCUUAUCUCCUCAGAGGGAGCAUUCUCUUCAAGUGCAUGUCUUUGGAAACUGACAGAAUGACAGAGCACCAUGAGAAAGUACUGUCAGUGUUGGAGGAAAAGUUUCCAGAUCUUCCUCCACGAGAGGAAAUCAUCUUUGUUCUCCAGGAGACUCAGUUUAACACCCAAGGUGUGAACAUUGAGGAGGUCAUGCUGAAGGAUCUGAAGGAGAUUUCAGAUGGAGAAAUCAAAGUAGCGAUCAGCACUGUGUACAUGACACUGGAGGACUGCAUAUUACACAGGAGUCUCAUUGGUAAUCUUAAAGCAUUCAUAGAUAAAUAUGGGUUCGAUGUACUUGUCAUUUUGGCCAACUGCCUGUCAGAUGAGAAGCAAGCAAAACAACAAAUAGCAGUAUACUCGGAAAAUGCAGAGCUAGGCAAUCAAAUCUGCUGUGAAUUAGAAGAAUGUCAGAAUCCUUGUUUGGAGCUGGAUCCUCUAGAAUGUGAAUGUGACCAAAUUCUCGUUUAUCAUCAAGAAAAUUCUUCAGUGACCUGUGAUCAAAUUUUUCUUCUAAUUAAGGAAGUUAUAAAUAGAAGGCAACCAGAAAUGGUAUCAAACAGUAGAACUUCUUCUACUGAAGCUGUUGCUGGAAGUGCUCCACUCUCACAAGGAUCUUCUGGUAUUAUGGAGUUAUAUGGUUCUGAUGUAGAACCACAGCCCAGUUCUGCCAAUUUUAUAGAAAAUCCUCAAGACCUAAAUGGGUCUAUGCAAGCCCACAUUGAUGUUAAUGUAGACCUUGUGAGUCCAGACAGUGGCUUGGCCACCAUUAGAAGCAGCCGGUCUUCCAAGGAGAGUUCCGUUUUUCUUAGUGAUGAUAGCCCUGUUGCAGAAGGUGCUUCUUCACAUCACAGUCUUCUGCCUGGCUUUGAUUCCUACAGCCCUAUUCCUGAAGGAGCAAUAGCUGAAGAGCAAAAGUCUCAGUCAGGAAGCAAUAGUGAUAACUUUGAUCUUUUCAAUUUUGAUCUAGCACCCAUGGUUACAGCUCCAUCUGAGUCAUCUUCUCGUUCUGUUGAUUGUUCCCCAGCAGAUGACUAUUUUCUCAAUAGUGAUUCAUCAGAAGGGCAUCAGCUCACUCUGAAGAAAAAACUUGAUGAGAUAAACCUAUUAGAAAAUGAUACAGUAAAGUAUUCAGCUGACUUACUUGCGACAAAAAUUGAGGAAGACAGUCUGGCUGAAUUUGAUGAGAAUCCAGGAGAACUGUGUGAGAAAACUUCAAGUUUGAUUGAUUUAGUUGAAGGUGAUUCUUCUUCACCAGAAGUGUUGAAAUCUGCUGAUUCAAGAAUUCCACCAACUCCUAUGAAUAGUCUUGUAGAUACUUCACCAUUGGAUAAUGGGCAGCCUUUAAUUUUCUCACAAGAUGUCAUAAAAAAAAUUAAUGAAAUAGAUGGAACAAAUUACUCUCCGUCUCAUGUUAGAUAUGGGAGCUGGUGGGAUGGCUUUGACCUAGAUUCCAGAAAUGCUGAUGCGUGGAGUUCAAGUGAACAGGAAUCUGUAUUUCAGAGUCCUGUCUUAUGGAAAGAUUCUAAAGAAAGUCCUUUACUACGAGAACAUAGUGAUAGAAGAGCCUCAGAUUCUGUGUUCCUCCAAAAACAGCCAAAGCAAAUGGAAUAUAUGAAAGCAGGUCUAUGGGAUAAUCAGUUUAAAGAAAAUAAUUGGAACCGUGAGAAUCAAGAGAAAAACAGUGAACAUCCAUUUUUGCCAACUGCUUCCUUAGAUGAGACAAAGCAAGAAGCGGAGAGCUUUACAGACCUGUGGAACGUCAGCCAACCAACACCUGUGAUGUCAGAUGCAUGGUGUAGUGGUGAAGGAAAAGGUAGCCAGCUAGCUGGAGACUCUUACAAAAUCUGGAACGAGUUUGAUGAAGGAAAUGCUAGUAAAUCCUCAGAAAAUGUAUGGAGCAUGCCCAAACUAGAUAGUGAGUUAAAAUCAGUGAAUAUUCCUGAGGAAUGGUCUGUAUCAAAAACUGGUUUAUCAGAUUCUUCAGAAAUCACAAUGGACAAUGAAAUUGAAAAUCCAGAAGUGUGGGAUAAAGGAAGGUAUUAUUCAAUAGAAGACCAUGGAAAAUCUGAAAAUACAACUUUUGUUUUCAACAGUAUGCAAAAUAAUUCCAGGCUGAACACAGGGGAAAAAACUCUGUUUGGUGAUCCUAAACAUAGACCAAAACAAUAUAAAAAUACAGAUACCUGGAAUAUGUGUGAUAAAAACAUCAGAAAAGAAGUAACCGAAGUAGUGGUGCCAUGGGAGGAUACUUUCUUAUAUAAAAACUCGGAUCUUAGUUCCUCGAAUAUAGUGGAAGAUUUAGUUGUUUCUCCACCAGACACCAAUUAUUCAACAUCUGAUUCGUAUAUAUCACCUACAUAUAUGGAAGAUGAAAGAGAAAAUGAUGACAAGGAUUUUGAAGAAGAAAUAGUUACUGGUAAAUUCAUGAACACAAACUUGGCUGAGUCAGAAGUACUUGAGAAAUCAAGUAAGGAACCAUUAUCUCCUAAAAAUGUACCUUUUUCAAAUACUAGAAAUACAGAUACCUGGAACACUCCCCUAAAUAACAUCACCCAGUUACAAGAAAGAAAUUCUGAAAUUCCAGUUCUUUCCACUUCUGCUAAACCUUGCCUUAAUUCAGAACAAACAGCUGAUCUAUGUUUUUCAACUGAAACAUGUAGCAGUGAAAAUAACUUUCCUGUAUCUGAAAGCAGAAGAGUAAUACUGCCAUAUAAUCAAACAAUGAAUGACUUAUCACCGUCACAGAAUGAAUUAAAUACUAGACAGAGAGUAACUGACAAGGCAGAAGCCGUGGGCAGUAUUCCUGUAGAAGACACAAACACCCCUACACCAACUUCAGAAAAUGAGAACGGUUUGGAUCUGAAAAUAUGUGACUUAGAGAGUGAGAUACUUAGUAAGAAUAAAGCACAAAACACUGCUGGUAUUGAUGAAGAGCUGGGUAUUCAGGAUUCAGUGCACCAGCUGGACUCGUGUGGUUUACAGAGUGAGCAGGGUUGUGAGGAAGGCUGGGAUAAUGCCACUGUCAUCUCUAAGGAAGGAGAAGAAUGUAAGAGAACACAUGUGGCAAGUGGGCAGCAGAUGAUUAAUGACAUUUGUAACAAAGCAGUGCAAGAGGGCAAUGAAUCUUCAGGUAAAACAGAUUUGGAAGAAAAUGAGCCAACAACUGAAGUUACCACCUCCCCAGAAAAACUGAGAAAUAGUGUUGGUUUGGAAAUAUUAAUCACAGAGAAUGUGUUAUUUUCCAAUCAAAGCAAUCCACUUAGUCAGGAAGAGAGAAAAGAUGUCUUGCAGAACAGUUUAGAAUCUUCAAGUAUUUCUGAAGGAGGCAGAGAUUAUGAAUUUUUUGAUGACCCCUUACCACAAAAUUACAAUUCUAGUAAAAUGUCACAGCUGCUAUCUGAGGGAGCUGGAAAAGAGGCUACAGUGACAGAGGAUGCAGCAAGUCCCAAGAUGGAAAGUAUGUCUGAAAGUUCUGAUAAGGGUAGUGCUAAUCCUGAAAAUAAUUCUUCUAAAAUACCUGGAAUCUUAGGUGUCUGGAAUGACUCUGGAAAGAAUGGUUGUGGCCAAGCCAUUUCAAUUCCUUUGAUGGAUAAACCCCAAGAAUCUCUGGGAGAAGGGCAAGAAUGCUUACGUGAAGUGACUCCUAACCAUCCAAACAUUUGUAAUUCUGAUUUACUAUCUUUUAAAAAUAGCUUAGAAAUGAUGAGGACCAAUGAAAAUUCUUUCACAGAUGAAUUUAAGAAAAAUCCUUCUGGAUUUGUUAGUAUUCCUGAUAUUACACAUAUAUCUGUGGUGGAAAAUUCAUUUUCACUUGAAAUAGCUUCUGGGGGAAACGAAAACUCUGAAGAUGUAGAACCUGCUACUGAUCUUUGUGGAGAGCCAUUUGCAGUGCUUAAUAACAAUUUUCCUCAAACUGCUUGGGAUUCACAGCCAUGUGAAGAUUUGCAGUCUCCUGGAACAAGUCCUGAGGCAAGUGAAGUCCUUGAAAUAGCAAAUACCACAAGCAGCCUUUCAAAAGAUAUACAGAUCAAAAGCUAUUUGGAAGAAGAUAAUAUGUGGAGUAAUUCAAUAAAUUAUUAUACACACUCAAGUGGAACAAGUCCUGACUUAAGUGAUAUAUCUGUGAAUGUGUGGGGAGACCUUCCAGUUGCUAGUCAUCAUGAAAGAAGCAGGGAUGUGUGGGAGAUGAAAAAUAAUAAAAAUCUUGUGGAUUCUUUUAAAAAGCAGGAAUUUGGGAGUGAAUAUGAAGAAGGAUUUGAAACAAGCGGCAAAGAGAACAAAGUUCCUAAAAGCUUAGAUUUUUGGAAUGCCCAUGUAGAUGACGAUACUGUAUCUUCUUUAUCCAGUCCUGACAUAAAUGAGGAUUCAGAGAAUUCAGAGGCAUGUCCAGAAGUGAUUAAUGAAGAUUCAGUGUGUGAAAACAAACAGCACAAAGGAGCUGAAAAUGGAGAGGAUUAUGAUCAGUCCAAUGCAACAAGUCCUGAAGCUAAUGAAGACAGUUCAGGUGCAAAAACUAAGGUGGGAGAGAAGGUCCUAAUAAGCACCUUCAAUGAAAAUUCUGAAACAAUUGAAGCCAAAAAGGUAUUGCAGGAGGGUGGGACUGUUGGCUCCAUUGAUCAUAGUAAGACUACUCAGUCUACUACAGGCCACCGUGAAACACUUGACAAAAUACCAGAUAGUGGGGAGGACUCAUAUUUGUAUCAAAUGAAUGAAGAUCCUGCAUUGACUUCUGCUACUGGUGAUAAAGAAGAGCAUUCUUCUAAAACUGUAGAUAGGUGGAGUAUGUCACUGGAAGCUGAUUCAAGAACUAAUCCAAAAUCCAUAGUAAGAACAUCUGAUUUUUUAGAUAACAGUUCAGAAUGGCGGAGUUCACAACCUUGUGAAGAAAAGCAAUUGGAAGAUCAGUAUUCUGUUUCAAGGCACUCUGUAACAAAUCAGGUAGGAAAUAGUAAUGAGUACUCCUGUGGCUCCCCUUCACAAGAUGAAGAACUAACAGAAGCACAUUUCACAGAUACAGGUAAUGAUGAAAAUCCACCUGCCCCCCUGUACUCUGAUGAAAAAGAAAAUGAAAAACUAGUACAUUCUGUCAAUAGUCCUAAUGCUCAGAUAAAUGAAGACACGUCACAGUUCAGUCAAUUUGAUUCAUUUACACUGGAUAAAGAAGAAAGGGAUUUGAUAGAGCAGUUGUUUUCUACAGAUGAGGAAAAUCAACUGGGUCCACAGAACUCUUUUUCAGAUGAGGAACAAGCUAUACCAAAUACAGCAGUUGAAGCAAUCACUGUACUGGAUCUAUCAAAAGACAAUGAGGGAAAUGUAAGUCUCACUUCUCAAGGACAGCAGGAUGACACCUGUGAAAGAGUAGAAGUGCUCAGCUCCAUGCCAGGUGCUUUCACUGUAGGAGACUUACCUUUUGAAGUGUCAGAAAAGUCAAGUCCAGAACGGAAUAUAUUAGUUCCCCAAACUGCACUUAUUCCAGAUAUUUUACAGGAUAACACACAAGGAAGUAAUCAGUUUUCAGCGGAACCUGACCUGUGGACUAAUGCUGAGGAGAUUGUCACUUUGAAAUCAGAUGGUGAGAAUCCUGAUAUUUUAAGUCACUGGGACCAAGACAAUGGUUCAGAGUCAUCAAGCAGUCCUGAUGUGUGCCAGGAAUAUGGAGCUAAGAAUGCCUCCAUCUCAUCUUCUCAGAUUGCAGUGGAGCUUGAAGACAGACAACCAAUUAAUCCAAGAUCAAAUGUGAAUAAAGAGGCAGAUUUUGAUUCAAAGUGUCAGUUAGUAAUGCAGAAUGAGAUGCACUCUGAUAAUGGUAGCCCCCAGGACUAUGAACCAGUAAAGACCAGUGAAUUCUAUCAGCUUAUCUCUUCUAAUCCUCAGGAGCCUCCUGAAUUUGCAAUUCCAGAAGAAUACAGUAUAGAAAAUAAGUUUGGGUUUGACCCUGUUGAGUCAACUGAAAUUGCCAGUGAAGUUAUAAAAGUGACAUCCUUGGAUGUGAAAGACAUGUUCCAUGGAAGUUUCACUAAUGCAAGCCAUCAAGGAGCACCAACUGAUACAGCUCAAAUAGCGACCUCUCAAAUACAUUUGCUUCCCAUGGAUUUCAAUCAACCUGCUAGGGAAGAACAAAGCUGUGCCUUGGGUGAAGUUGUAAAAUACUCUGAUACUGACCAUACAGCAAUAACUGAUGUUGAGCUAGAUAGGUCAGAAGAAUGUAUGGAUGACUCUGACACAGGGAUAGGACAUAAUAUCAGGGACACCUCAGCCACUAAUGUCCUGGCAGGCACAUGUGGUGGAAUGAACAUACUGACACUGCUAGGCAGUGAGGCAGCAGAAGGGAAAUCAAAGGAUGAAUGGACACUCUUUCCCAAAUCCUUUCUACCUGGUGGUAAUGAAGGUGAUGAAUCUGAUUCAAAUAAUCAACUGUUUGAUGACACAGCAAAGGAGUGUGAAUCUGUAAUUGAAAAUUAUGUUCCUGUGUUUAAGGAAAUACCCAACGACCAAUCACCAAUGGUAUGUACUCCACCAUCCUCUGCAUCUUUUGAUGCUGAACCCUCUGGCGGCAGAGAGUAUGCAAACAGUGAGCUCUUGUUACAGCAGCCAUUUUAUGACAGUGUUUCUUUGGAAAAACAAUUGCCACUGCUGGCUCCUCUGGAAGGUGCAGUGACUGAAGAUAAGGUGUCUGAGACAUCCACAGAAUGUCUUGAGGAAAAUGUCACCUCAGUACCGUUGCUCUCCAUGACUGAAGUAACUCCCCCAGAUCCUGAUUUCUUCACAGGAAAAUCUGAAACAGAAACAACUGAUCCUGACUCACCACCAGGUGGAGAUAGAAGAUCAUGUGAUGAAGCUGGCACUGAUUCCCUACUUUGUAGGGAGGAGAAGCUGAGAAAUUCCCAUAAGAGCUCUGAACUGGAAAGUACAAACAGUAAAGAAGAUGUGAGGAUGCCGGUGCUCCCAGCUUCACUGGAGAUGGAUUGCAUCCUUGUUACCGAGGAAGAAAAUACACCUGCAACAAAUGAUACCCUUGAAAGAAGCAAAAUUAAUUUUGCAUUUCAAGAAUCCCAUGAAAGCUUUUCUCCAGGCUCCUUGGAUGCCUUUCAGGUAAUAUCCAUUUCAAAUGAAAGCAAAGACCAUCUUGUUUGUGGGACUGGAUGGGACGCUGUUCACUUAGAAGAGAAAAAUUCUUCUGCUGUGCCUCAAAAGCUGGAUGGUGAAAGGAAAACAGACGAAAGCUGUGGGCAAGACGAGGGUUGGAUUAUAUUGGGACAAAAUGAAGUAAAUGACAUAUCACCUGAAGAAAUUUCUGCCAAGACAGAAAUGCCAAAAUCAGGGUCUGGACAUCCUGAUGGAGAACUGGCAUCUUUUGUAGCGCAGGAAUUGAUUUGUGACACUUGGAGAGAAUUUCAGGCAGAAACUCCCCUUGAGAAAUCUUUUGAACAUGAAAGCUGUUCUCCUUCAGAUGGCCUGGCUGCUGAGAAUGUGAGUGUGGGCAUUGCAGGAACAUCAGAGUUGCAGGUGGUUGGUGGUAGUACAUUGGAAGCAAAUUCUCGACAGAGGCUUGGGAAUAAUGUAGCAACAGAACAAGAAGUGAAGAAGGAAACGGCUCUUCUCAACAGUGACAAAGAAUUUAAUCAAAAAUCAGGAUAUGGCCCAAGCCAGGUACUGAUGAUGUUGCCAGUAUAUGAUGAGAUUGGAGGCAUCAAAGUGAAGUACUGUCUCUGCCCAAUGCAGAACUGCUGAGAAGAAAGACAGAAGAAGUCAAGGCCCAGAGUCAGAAAAAUGUGCUGCUUGUAGAGGAAAGAAAAGUAUGAAGGAAAGUCGUGGUCUUUGUGAUUAUUUUCAAGCUCUAGUCAGAUCAGAGGAGCAUUUAUGACUGUUGGUAUUGAACUGGCGAUUGAAGCAGAUUGAGUGAGUACAUGUGGACCUGGUUUUGGGUGGACAUGCAGUCUCUGUGCUGGCAGUAUUCCUCCUGCCAAGUGAGUCUCUGCUGUGUCAUCAGAUGGAGUGAGGGGUGACCCUCCUGACUACAUGUACUGCAGUGUAUUGGAGAGGGUGCUUCUGUUGAUGACCUCUCUUCCUUUGCAAACCUGCCAUCAAGCAAGAGGAAAGUCUUCGUAAGUGUUAGCAGAAGAUAAGUACUCAUCAGACCUGUAGAACCUGAAAUAAACCAAAUAUCGAGUGCUUGACCUUGAAACUAGCCAAAGUAUGGUGGGUUGGCACAGCAUUUUUGUCGCGCUCAAUCCUCUAAGCUUCUAAAUUCCAUUCCAGAAGGAAAAGUAGAAAUUCUGAAAUUUCCUAUAAAAGAGAAAUCUGGGAGAAGCCAACCAAGCAAAAUUUCCAAGCAGCUGUUUUGUGUCCAUGUUGCUGUGUGGAGGGGUGGCUUAGGAUCUGCAAAUCUAGGAAAGCUAGAUGUCCUUUGACUUGGAGGUGCUUUGUUUGUUAGCCCUGGAAGCCAUUUUCUGGUAUUACUUCUGCAGGGUUUCACUGGGAGUUCACUAAUUUCAAUUAGUAAAGAUGCUUUUUUGAUAAACCAUGCAUUUCUAGUAAAAAAUCUUAGAAUCAUGAAAUGCCGCCAGUUCUGCUCACAGCCAGUAAUGACUGGGACAGGAAACAGGAAGAGUUGUUUAGAGGUGCUGGCUAGUUGCACACUUGCAAAUCUGACAUGAAGAAAUCAUCUGUUAUUUCCUCUGUCUCCCAUAAAGUAUUUUAAAUUAAAACCAGGCGGAUGCUGUCCCAGUCUAAGUCACACUGAUUAAUUACAUGCAGGCAGCAUCCUAGGGAUUUGACUUGUCAUACUUAACAUUCCCAUGAUGUAGAGAGGAAAGCUCUAGGUAUCUGAUUGAGAGUGAUUUGUAAGUAAACCAGCACAUUUUCGACUUGACAUAACUUUGAUGCAAUAAGACUCUUAGUUAGACAUCUCAGGAAUAAAAUCUGAUUUUUGGACUUAGACUGGUGCUAGAAAAAACAUUUCUAUGCUGUGGAUUUAUAGGGGUGGGUUAACAUCUUAUUGCUAUAAAUUGUUAUAUCCUUUUGAGAAGAGCUCUGCUGUUUUUUAGGAACUUUGGCAAAUCCUGAGGUGCUUCUCAACCAUAGCUCAAAUUGGAAUUUUGUAUGCGGUACAUUCAUUAUUCUUAGAACUUACUGUAUUUGCUUAGAGUAAUUCCCACAUUAAAAUCCAAAACUGGACCAUGUCAAUGCUCUUGUGUUUUCACUAAAAAUUUAAAUGCAUGAUGGAAUAUGGUACAUCCUGCAAAAAAAAAAAGAUAAAAUAAUUCUUGAUAUAGAAUAUAUAUGAUCACUAUAGCGUCUAGCUUAGUCUUUUUUCUUAUCUUACUUAGAAGUUCUUUAAUACUGAAUGCCUUUUUAGUCAAUAGCAGUGCCUAUUUCUGUCCUUUACACUACUAAUACUGAUGCCCAGAGAAGCAAAAUAAGGAACUUAUUCUGCUUCCACAUUAACAAUUAAUUGUGGGAGCAUGGAACCAGUAAAAUCUACUUUGCUUUGGGUUUAAGUUUUCUUGUUAGAUUUUUUCAUGGUAAGUUGUAAACUUUAAUGGACGUUUCUUCCAGCAUUAAUUUUAUUAAAAGUAAUUAAUCCUCUUCUGUUAGGGUUUUGUGUGUAAUAGAGGUUGCUUUUGCGGUGUAGUUUCCCCCUCAGUUUCCCCUCUCCUUGGUAGUUCAUAUUCAAUAAGCUUGUAGUAAGCUUCUAUCUUUGGUCAGUUAAGUAAAGACUUGAGACUUAUAGGAGAGCAGACAUAUGCAUCUCUGUGCAUGGCCACAGCAUGAUCACAGAGGCCUUGAUUCCUUUGAAACCAAAGCUAACACACAAAAAAAAUUACUAUGAUGAAACACAUACAGGAAUCAUUGUUUCUAGAUGAUAUGCCCAUUCAAUGAAAGCUCCUACAUAAAGAGCUGAAAAACUAGCAACUGACAUGGUAGAAGUGUGUAAUUAGAGAUGUUUUCUUAAUGUAUUUAAUUGACAGUUUUGAAACCAGAAGUUCCUCCUUAAAAUAUAACUCAGUAUGCAGCUUUUGACCUUUUUAGACUGAAAUUAACUGCCCUUCAUGGCCAGUGAAGUUUGAAAUAAUGUGAUGCACCAGAGCUGCCAGCCUAUGGGAGGUUAGUGAAGAAACACUGGUGUCAUCAUGUAAGAGAAGAAACGAAGACUUUUCUGAUUGUUGCAGUACAGUUUCAAGAAGGCACCUGAUGGUGCUAGUCGUCAGGCUCUGAGUCUGCCAGAGAUUUACAUCAAAGCAGGCUGUAAAGAAACUCUUUAGUAUGAGAGUGGUGAGGCACUGGAACAGGUUGCCCGGAAUAGCUGUGAAUGCUCCAUCCUUGGAAGUGUGCAGAGCCAGACUGGAUGGGGCACUGAGCAACCUGAUGUAGUGGUAAAUGUCCCUUCCCCAGUCAAGUGGGUAGGAACCAGGUGAUCUUUGAGGUCCCUUCCAACACAAAUCAUUCUGUGGUUCUGUCAUCUUAGAAAAAUAAACAAACGUAUCAUUUGUAUUCACUCUCAAACCUAGCCAAUGAACAGCUGAGUUAGUUUAUGAAGGCACUUACUUAGUAACUGUCUUGUAAUCCCUUUUAUAUCCAUAUGCCCUUGUUUAAGAAAAAAAAAGAAGUUUAGACUUGUACUGUGCUGAAGUAGUAGUACUGUGCUUUCAUCCAGCAGAUGUCUGCCACUUCUUCUAAUAAAAUUGCCUGUUACGCAGAAGAGAUGUUGGAACUCUGAUGGCUGAAAAUUUUGAGCUUUCUGAAUUUAAGGGUGCCAGCCCUCAAGUAAACACCUUGUUUGACCUGGGAUCUUGGAAGAAGCUUCAAAAAUUGAGUGAUAGCGCAGAAACAGUGUGUGUAUAGUUUGGAUAGUAUUGUGUGGUCUCAUGGGGUGAAAAAACUUGGAUUUGGGAUUUUAGUAUAUGGUGAUAUAUGGGAGCCAAGAUGGAGAAUUUUGGGUGUGGGUUAGUUGUCUUUUUUUGCACCUUCUUCCUUCUUCUUCACGAAUCUGGGUGAAGAUUACCAGAAGCAUAAAUAAUAUUUUUAUUGGAUAAUUGGGACUUAAAUAGCCUCAAAUAGACACCAUUUUAGCUCAUUUUCUUGACUUGUUAGAGAGAGCUCACAUCUCGUGAGUUUGUAAUAGAUAAGGUUAAUAAACUUCAGACUGAGACUUGAAAAACAACAUCUCCUGAGUUUUAUUCACCCUGACCUUGGAGCAAGAAAGAGCCUGGAGAGCCUGGUAUUCCAGCAAAGAGGGAAUUAAGGUUUUGAAACAGAAAGCAUUAACAAAAACUAGAAUGAAGAAGUGCCUUAAAAUCUUGAUGUCUGCUGGUCACUGCCCUUCAUCCCACUGUCACAAAUAACAACUCUCAAAGGUGUUUUAAAUGGCUAGGGGUGAAGUUCUUCCAUCCUCUCCUGUUCUGUUUCCGCAAGGAAAAGCUUCAGCAGGGAGUGAAGAAUAAGAAUAUUUACUAGUAUUAAAACACUGGAGAAAAGACAUCAGCUUGUCUCAGAAAUACAUGAACACUGAAAGUAACAAACCCUAGAGCUUCUUUGGACUCCUAAAAAAAGUAGAAAAAGAUUUGAUAGCUCAUUACUAAGGUCAGUCUUUCCAGAAGGAAAACAGCUUUUUAUACAGCAUGUUAGGUGGGCAGGAUUACGUACAUUGCUGCUGCUGACUGGAGGUGUGCCAGCAGUAAAAUUUAUGAAGAUGGGAGGUAAUUUUCUUCUUGAUAGAAGAUGUCUUGUCUUACACAGCUAUAUGAAGGUUGGUGGUGAUGAAUUGUUCCAGAGGCAGAGAGAGAACACUGCAGAUGGCUAUGCUAGUUUUUGCCCAGCAUAUUCCUCAGAGUAUUUCAGUGGCUGUGUAUACAGAUCAUUCUUGCUUUUACCUUUGUUGUAGGGCAGUAUUAUCCUUUUCUUUAUUAGAAGGUGUUAGAAAGAGCUGAACAAAAUACUAUUAAAUGAUGUAUUGACUUGAGGUACAAGAAGCAGUGAGAACAGUAGAAAUAAGAACAGAGAUAUUUGGAAGGUUUGGGGGAGAGCUUAGAAAACUGGUGGCAAAACUGAGCAGAAGACAACUUCCUUUGAAUAACUACCACAAUGUAUUUAACCUGCUAGAAUAAGACUUCAAAAGAAAGCUUGAUUUAUCUUUCUGAUAGCUUUUUUUCAAAGUAACAGGAAUAAUUAUUUUCUGCUCACAUGUAUAAUGAUGUUUUGGAAAUGAUAGUUCUUCCACUGCCUCUCUAUGAAAUAUCCCUCUUUGACCACCACUAUACUGCUGACUAUUAAAAUUGCCCAGUAGAGGAAGCAAUCCAGUGUUUUAUUAAUAGAAAAGCUUGCUUUCAUCACAUUCCCCUGUGCUUGCCAGUGAAUACAGAUAAUCAAAUUUAAUUAAAGAAAAAUAUGUUAGUGUUACAGGAUUAAUAAGAAUUCUGAGAUGACUCUGCUGU